AUGAACAGCACCAAUCUUGACGCCGAAAGGCUCAAGCGCGUCUUUGGGCCUCGCCAAGACAUCAUUGAUGGCAUUGGCAGAGCAGCUGAUUCUCCCGGCAGGAUAGCUCUGUUCAACGAGAUUGCGGCGCACGUCAACGAUCAUUAUGCUCAAAACGAGGGCCCCGCUCAGAAGAAGCGCAAGGUGGACAGCAACGGAACUACCAGUGGCGUGAAAACCGAGGGAAACGCAGGAGCUCCAGCAAACGAAGAUCUUUUGCUCGUUGUAAAGGAGAUAUCCGUGUCCGUGCCCCAGAGGAAGAAAUUCGAAAUAUGCUUCACCCAGAACUGGCUGUACGCUCGAGCGCCCGGGUCGACAGAUCCUCUACCGAACAUAUGCUAUCAAUUGUCGGAAAUAGAAUAUGCAUUCUACCUUCCGGUUCCUGAGAAGACCCAAGUGCAACACAACUUUGUUCUAUUUCCCCGAGAAACGUCUGUCCCUGGGAAGGAAGGCAACGAAAAAGAACCACUCGUCUUCACAGUUCCCGCAACGGCACCAAAGGAGGGCACGAUUGGCGGUCAAGAGGCUGCGCAGGCCUCUUCCGUUUCGGAUACAUACAAAGGCCUAUUCUUUUGGGCCUUGAAUAGACGCUUUGCAUCGGCCGGCAAUUCUGUCCAGAUUACGUCUUCCGAUCCGAACAAGUUCCACAGUGUCAUCAAACAACCACACAGGCCGAGCGAACGAGCGGUCCAUAUCAGUGCUUACAGGGGAAGCAAGGACGGGUACCUCUUCUUCUUAGAAAACGGCAUAUUCUGGGGGUUCAAGAAACCUCUGAUCUUCAUCCCUCUCAAUCGGAUCUUUGCGAUCAGCUACACGAGCAUCCUGCAGAUGACCUUCAACAUUGUUGUCGAGGUCCUGACGGGCGAUGGGGACGAGACACAAGAGUUCGAAUUCGGCAUGAUCGACCAGCAAGACUACGGCGGCCUCGCAGAUUACAUUGCCAAGAAUCGUUUGCAAGACAGAAGCAUGGCCGAUCAGCGGAAAGCAAAACUGCAACUUGCCGAAAACAGGAACGGCAAGAAAGGGGCUAAUGGCGAAGAUCCUGCGGCCCCCGCAGAUCAGGCCGAAGAUGCUGCUGGCGGCGAUGGCAUGACGGAGCUGCAGCGUGCGCAGCUGGAGGCCGAGCAGCUUGCGCAGGAUGAAGAAGACGAGGACGAGGAAGACUAUGAUCCGGGCAGCGAAGGAGAGAGCGAAGGUUCUGGUUCCUCGAGCGAGGAAGACGACGAUGACGAGAAUGCACAAGGCAACGACGAUGAUGGCGAGGAUGUUGACGAAGUUUCCGCGGAGGAAGAGGGUGGCCAAGAGGAAGAGGCCCCCGACACUAAGGGAACCAUGCCACUGCGGUCAGGAAGGUCGGCGUUGAAGAAAUGA
This is a messenger RNA of Emericellopsis atlantica, 1410 nucleotides long. Its product is annotated as putative negative regulator of DNA transposition. The transcript has 3 exons. Gene Ontology annotation, molecular function: nucleosome binding; histone binding. NCBI's taxonomy places the organism in Eukaryota, Fungi, Ascomycota, Sordariomycetes, Hypocreales, Bionectriaceae. The coding region runs from base 1 to 1410 and encodes 469 amino acids. The record is from RefSeq and is a predicted model, not a curated record.